CUCCGAUGGUUUCUGUAUGACGAGCAAGGACACAAUAGAGUAGCUACAGAACAAGGAAUCUCCUCUGAGUUGGUAACGAAAUGUCAUCACGAGCUAGUUACCCGAAAUCCUUUUAUUGCUCAACUUCAACACUCCUUCAAUUCCAGGAUGACCCAAACUCUUACUGUGGAAUUGCGAGCUUCAUCAACUGGUGGUGAUAUUGCAGCACUUAUUCAUGGCAACAAUCUUCAUCAAGUCAAUCAUCGAAGCAUUCUCAUACACUAUAAUGGAAGCUUAACUCAACACAAAAUCGAUAUUCUUUCACCUUUUUAUGAGCCUUUGCAAUAUCCGAUAUUCUUUCCAGAAGGGACACUAGGCUGGUCACCAGAUGCUCCAAUGAGUCAAAUCCGAUGGUAUCGAGGACUUCUCACAACUGAGAAACGAUUUCUACAGUUUGGUCGUCUAACUCGCGAGUAUUUAGUGGAUAUGUAUUCUCAUGUUGAAGAUGAGCGACUAUCCUAUAUUCGACGAGCUUUACAACAGCAAAUGAAUCAAGGUCAAGAAUUUCGACAACAAGAUUCUCAAAACCAGCAUCGACAUAACCAUCUGGAAUCAUAUUCAAAUCGAGGAAUUGUACUUCCUGCAUCUUUUCUAGGGUCUUGAGCUUGGGCUGCCUCAGAAGUAGCAGAUUCAUUAGCACUUUGUCGCUCAAAAGGAAAACCAUCCUUUUUUAUUACAAUUACAACAAAUCCAAAUUGGCCUGAGAUUCAGCAAAAGCUUGCUCCUGGGCAAACUGCCUCAGAUAUACCAGUUAUUGUUUGUCGUGUUUUUAAAGCACGAUUAGAAAUGGCUAUUAAAGCUAUACGAAAACAUCUCGGCAAGAUUGUAUACCUUAUUUGAGUGGUUGAAUUUCAAAAACGAGGUCUUCCUCAUGCCCAUCUUGUAGUUAAGGUAUGUAAAUUUCAGAUUUUUAACCUGUCAAAGUCUACUAUUCUGCAUUCGAAUUUAAGUUUCCCAUAUAUAAAGUCUGUCAGUAAUUAAUAGUUAUUUUCUCCAUUUAGACACAUCCAGAACUGCCCUUCGAAAAAGUGGAUCAACUGAUAUCUGCACAAACGCCUGACCCGAAUACCGACCGAGAAUUACAUCACAUUAUUACUCGAUUUAACUGCCAUCCGACAAUGCACCUCUCGAUAUCCUAUAGCCGAUGUAAUCGCAAUGGAUCUUGUGUAUGGGGGUUUUCUAAAAACCUACAACCUUCAACAACUUUAAACAACCAUGGCCGAGUAUGCUAUAAGCAUAUUAAGGAGGAGGAUCGCUAUGUUGUAUCAUAUAUGCCUUUUCUUAGCAGAUUGCUUGAAUGAUAUGUAAAUGUUGAUAUUUGUUUUACUGUCAAUGUUUUUAUGUAUUUGUAUAAGUAUCUUUUUAAAGGGCCUGAUCGGACACUUUUCAACAUUAUGUCAGAUGAAUUUCAUGAUGAAAUUGCUGACUAUAUUGAUGCCCGAUAUCUCUCAGCUUCUGAAGCAGCCUGGCGAAUUCUCGAACACAACAUCUCAAGAAAGGAACCCUCAGUCAAAGUAUUAUCUAUUCAUCUUCCUAACCAGCAUCUCUCUCAAAUGGAUCGGGCGAAUAAUAGUCAAUCGGCAGCUACAACACUUCUUUGCUACUUCACCAGACCCCGAAUCCUAAGUCUCAAAACCCUUCUCUAUACCGAGUAUUAUGAAAGAUACUGUCUAUAUCCAAUGGCCUCAAACACGACACAAAAUUCAGCAAGUCUGCGUCCUGAUGAUCUCUUAGAGAUACCAGAUCAGCAAUUUCCACAGUAAAUCAUUCGGGUACGAUCACGUGGUGAGGUUGUUGCCCGAAUUCGUACUGUUCCUCCACGAACUGGUGAAUUGUUCUACCUUCGUGCUUUGCUCUUACACAAACCCGCUAUCAGUUUUGAAGACCUCCGAUCUGUGGGAAAUACGAUCUAUACCACAUUCCAAGAAGCUGCUUCUGCUUUAGGCCUAUUCCAAAAUUCAAACGAGGCGCAACUAGUUUUGGCUGAAGCUAGCGAUAAUUUCGCCUCCCCC
This is a messenger RNA of Tuber aestivum (summer truffle), 2051 nucleotides long. The record is from the annotation of a GenBank genome assembly. Lineage: Eukaryota; Fungi; Ascomycota; Pezizomycetes; Pezizales; Tuberaceae.